AUGCAGAAACUGAGAUGGCAGGUCCGGAUCCAGGACACGGAUGUACUGGAGUGGACGGGAACUCUCAGCAUCUACGCCAUGCUGAUACAGUUGCAACUGCGUUGGAGCGGCCACCUCGUACGGCUGGGCGACGAGCGACUAGCCAAACGACUCUUCUACGAGAAUUUCGCCACGGGUUCCCGGCAACAAGGAGGCCAAGUCUGUCAUCACAAGGACACUCUGAAGACUUCCCUGACGCCUCUGCAAAUCAACCCGGCCAACUGGAAAGAUCUCGCCGAGACCGAUCGACCUGGAGGAGGACAAUGA
This is a messenger RNA of Spirometra erinaceieuropaei, 306 nucleotides long. NCBI's taxonomy places the organism in Eukaryota, Metazoa, Platyhelminthes, Cestoda, Diphyllobothriidea, Diphyllobothriidae. The record is from the annotation of a GenBank genome assembly.